ACAGGAGAAACCAUGAAAUGCAGCCUUGUCCUGCACGCUGAUACCCGGGGGCGGCCGUACCGAGCUGAAGACUUCGUGGGGCCUCUGAAGCAGGUGGGAGUUCGGGAGGACGUAGCAGGACUUGGCGCGUUUCAAAUGGGGCACGUCUGGCUGCUGAAGCUGCACACCACCUCCGCCAAAGAGACGCUUCUGCGAGAGGGGACCAUGCUGGUGAAGGGGCGACCAUGCCUGGUAAUUGAUCCAGAAAAACGAGUGCUGAAGGUAAAAGUCGACUGGGUGGCAUUCGACGUAUCUGCAGACGCCCUUCGACGGGCCUUCGAGCUUUACGGGGAGGUGAAGGGUCUCACCCGCGAGAAGUGGAGCAUCGAGGGCCUGGCAGACGUGGAUACUACUACCGUCAUCAUCCGCAUGGUGCUCUGUGAAGACAUAACACCGGAGUCCCUGCCGCAGCAGCUCCGCAUCUACGGAGGCCCGCUCCUGGUUGUCGUCCCCGGACGGGCACCGGUGUGCCUCCGCUGUCGACGCACGGGACAUAUACGGCGGGACUGUAGAGUGCCGAGGUGUGAGGAGUGUCGAGCCUUCGGGGAUGAGGCCUCGGAUUGCGUACGGUCGUACGCUCGAGCUGCUGCCAGUAAGACCACCGACAGCCAGGACAGAAACCUCGUAAUGGACGAGGAAGAGGCCGAGGCGGCGGCGACUCCA
This is a messenger RNA of Ixodes scapularis (black-legged tick), 702 nucleotides long. RefSeq lists its product as uncharacterized. NCBI's taxonomy places the organism in Eukaryota, Metazoa, Arthropoda, Arachnida, Ixodida, Ixodidae. The transcript has a single exon. The record is from RefSeq and is a predicted model, not a curated record. The annotation marks the transcript as partial. Gene Ontology annotation, molecular function: nucleic acid binding; zinc ion binding.